Molecule: messenger RNA, 884 nt
Organism: Schistosoma turkestanicum
Lineage: Eukaryota; Metazoa; Platyhelminthes; Trematoda; Strigeidida; Schistosomatidae
Source: the annotation of a GenBank genome assembly
GAUGGAACUGAAUAUUGUACAGUGUCAAAUUCCGCAAGUUUAAGAGAAGCAAUUGUACAAAUGAUUUAUAAUCGUGAAGAUAAUACACCAUUAUUAUUUGCUUCUCCAGUUGUUCAUUUUGAUGAAACAAAAUUACCUUCAUUCUAUGGUGGUUGUAGACCGGAACAUUUACCGAAAGAUUUUCGUGAACGUGCAUCGAAAUUUGAAUUGAGCCAAGAGAUCAAUUAUAAUACAACGCCAGAAUUGCCAAUGAUCACUGAAUUAAUAUGUAGUGUAUGCAAUCAACAUAAAUGGCAUGGCGAUCGAUUCACUUGUGUUGUAUGUCCAAGAGUUGUAUUAUGUCCGCGGUGUUUUAAAAACAAUCAACAUUCCGAACAUCCAAUGUUAAUUACCAGAGAUAAUGCAGCAUUUCCAUGUCCUGUAUUACAAGCUGUGAAAAUUGUUGCUUCCGAUGUCACUGUAGAAGAUGUAACUGAUGAUGAUGAUGACGAAAAUGGCGAACAAUCCGAUUCAUCUGAGUUUAGAACAUCAUCCUCUUCGACGUCUACUACUACUACUACUGCGAAUGUUACUGCUACAGAUGAUAUUCAUAAAACAAUUGAUAGACUUCGUGAAAUGGGUUUUAAACAUAAAAAUAAUGAAUUAAUUGAAUUGAUCAAACGAGAAAGUGGUAAUUUACCAUUGAUUGUUGAAAAAUUAGCCAAUUAAAUAAUAAAAUGUUUGUUUGUUUGUUUGUUUUAAUUUGUUUUAAAUAUUUGUCCAUGUCAUUUUGUUUUGGUAGAAAUCAUUCAUUUAUUUUUAGUUUUUUUAUGAUUAGUUUUUAAACAAAAUCAAUGUAUAUAAUAGAUAGUAGUGACAAAUGAAAUUGCUUUAUUUAUUCUUCC